This is a messenger RNA of Xenia sp. Carnegie-2017, 3923 nucleotides long. RefSeq lists its product as uncharacterized. NCBI's taxonomy places the organism in Eukaryota, Metazoa, Cnidaria, Anthozoa, Malacalcyonacea, Xeniidae. The transcript has 3 exons. The record is from RefSeq and is a predicted model, not a curated record. The coding region runs from base 620 to 3703 and encodes 1027 amino acids.
CCUGUCACCCACAUUUCCGACUUUAACACCUUUUAUAAAUGAAUAAUUAGCUUGCCUGCAUUAGACGACUGAUGUAAACAUUUUAAUCUGAAGAUGUCUUCAUUAAAAAAAUUCGAGCAUUUAUUCAAAAAGCUUUAUAAAAAAUAACAAGUUCGAGUAUGUGAUAUCCGCCGGGCAAAUCAUUCGCUAAAAAUCUCGCCACGUGUUAAUUCUUGUUGAAUUUUAAUUGUGCAUUUGCAUGAGGCCUGGAAAUUAUUGUUAUAAUGUGUAAAUUACUGCAGUUAUUCAUGUGACUACACGCAACACUGACCAUGAACUAAAACAAAUGACAAAAAACGAUAUAAUAGAUAAUUUAAUUAUUUACACAAUGUUUAACUUUUUAAUUUAGUUUGUAGUUUGUAUUUCACAAGAUAUUUCAUUUCUAUGUGGCGUCAUUUAACAUGUAAUGUAACAUGGUGAAUUGUCACACAAUCUGACCAGUCAUCAAUCACCACGACUUUCCCGCCUCCUGAACUUUAUAAAGGAGCAAUUCUCCAGUUCAUUCUAAUCACGCAUUAGCAGCAUGGAGAUCAGAGUUCAUUUGUGAAUCGCAGGUUUUGUACAAUUAUUUAAGAAAUAAAUGAUGAGUGAAAAUCACGUAACAAACAAUGUUGUAUUGCGUCGCAGUAAGUCACAACCUUACGGGGAAAAUAUACAAGGCCUUGUCUUUGAUCACCCUUCUUUGCCCAAGAUAGUGACUGUCACUUCGGCAAAGUAUGAGAAAAAUGGUAAACAACAGGGAAUACCUCGUAGAGAACAUUACCCCAUCAAAGGUCAUCCCACUUUCGGAAGGUCUCAUUCUGUUGAAGCUCCUGCAACCGGGAAUCUGAACAAUGAUGAAACUUACUAUAAACGCUAUCAUCGUCCUGCAAUAACAAUACACGAAGAACAAAACCAAUCCAAAACUGGGUUCUGGUCCCCAACAGAAUACAUGUCUCCGGGUAUGUUUCCAACUUCACAAUUUUCGUCACGAAAGCAAAAAGAAAUUGUCGAAGGAUUCUCUCGUCAUUACACAAAUACAGCUCGCGUGAUGUUGCCAACUAACUCAACCAGCAGGAAUAAGAGCAUUAUCAGGCAACAAAUACUUUCUAGACGAAACUCGACAGGAGCGCUUCGUCAUUUUCCGGAAAUAAUCGACCAUUUUUCGCCGAACCCUGGAGAACAACAAAUUGCACAUCAGAAUAAAGACAAUUUGCGCAGACAACAUCAGAAAGAUUUUUAUCAAUACCAUCAAAAAAUUAUGCAUUCACCUCCAACUCCAAGACACGAGGAGCUGGUUGGUAUGCCUAGUUAUCCAACACAGUCCCUGCGUCACAAGCCCAUACCUCAUAGCAAUAGUUUGCCUCCACGACUCAUAUCCAUUGACGAAGUUUUAGCUACUCAAGAUGAAAAAAUUCACCAUAGUAAUGACGUCUCAAGUUCGUCCUCCCAUCAGAAAAAGAGACGAUUUAGCACUGGCGAAAUGGCCGCCAUGACACCUUACUUCAGUCAAUCUAAGUACGACCGGAGUCGUUCUGUUCCAGGUUCAGUAACGACAAAAGGAAAAUCGAAUCCACCUUUAAUUGUAAUCUCCGACUCUGAUGAUAAUGAUAGAAACAACGUCUUCACAGAUGAAACACGCUAUCCUAGAGACAACAGUCGUUUAUGUCGAUCAUAUGUCGGCGAAGGAUGUGUUAACACAAGUGUAAGACCGCCUUCAAAUGAAAGAAAAUUUUCAAAUGAACUUUUGUCAACGUGGACGAAUGAAAUACAUGAACAGAAAGAGUUUGUUUACGUUAAGGAUAAGACAGAAAUGAAGAGAUCAACGGAUGAUAAAGUGACACUAUGCUUUAGGGAUAAGAGAGGAAUAAAGAGGACAGCGGACGAUGAAGUGACAGUAUUCUCUAAUCAAAGAGAAGGAACGUAUCUAGAUCACAAGGUACAAUGUAAAAAAGCUAAAACUAAAGAAAUUUCGGACACGAAACUCGAGAUUCGAGAAGGAAAAACCAAACUUUACGAUAACAUACCGAAGCUGGUCCGGCUGAACAACAAUAAUGAAAUCAAUAUUCGUACUAUAGACGAUAAGUUAUCUGCAAAGAACAAACAAAUACUCAAAGAGCAGAUACCAGAAUCUCUUACUGAAGGCGUAAACAAGACACGUUUGACGUCGUUACGUGAAACUGCUAGCAUUACAUCACAUUGUGACGUGUGUAAAGAUGGCGAGUUAUUAAAAUUGAAAACUGAUGGAAGUAAAAUUGAGUUUUGCUUUGACAUUCGUUGUAAAAACUGUGGUCGUAAAACGAGAGCUGGAGCAGCAGAAGACGAUCCUAUUGUCAGAGUACCUAAGCCAACUGGAGUUGUUUUUGGAGUGAAGAAAUCUGCUUUGACUUUGCUUCAUUCAAAAAGCACACCCAUUGAAAAUAACAAAGUUGAAGCAAACAACGAUUUGAAAGCAUCCUUGAUUUCAAGUGAUGUGAGCCCAACUACACGCAUUGGUGGUACUACCAAAACUAGUACGCAGGGUAUUACCACUAAAAUUGUAAUUGAAGACAAUAGUAAAUAUAAAACUGUUUUGAAUAGCCGUGAUAGACACACGUGCAGUAAUGAUACACCAAAGAGCAAACUAGAAGAUGUAGUUUUGAAAGAUCACGUGCUCAAUUCACACGAACAUAAAACAAAGUCACAGGCGGAUAGCGGUGAAAAUAAUCGCCGGGAGGUUCUUGUCUCUCGUUCCCAUCGUAAUUUUUAUGAAGAAAUGAAGACAAUCAAAGGCAAUAACGUACGUGAUGACUCUUCAUUAUCAGCUAGAGUCGGAGAUUACCAAAAAAGCGUAACAUUGCAAGAGCAUAGUAACGUCUCCUCUGAUGAAAGAAAUUCGUUGGCACAGCCCCAGAUGACGAUUAGAGAAAAAGCUUUGUACAAGAAAACAAAUUCUGAACGAGAGGAGGAGAACAAAAGGAACAAUUCAAACAGUGAUUUUCAAUCCAUCGAAAGGAUCGACACGCAGUUUACAGUGAUUAUCAAUAACUCACGAAAGGAGACACCAGAAGAUAAAAUUACAACCACCGAAAACCUCACGCUCAGUCAAAAACGUCGUCAGUCAUCUUUAGAUAUGUCAGUUAGUCUUCCUUCCAUAACGCAUAAUUCCAAUAACCAGACAACUCCAUCUGAACAUAAUACUCAAUCAAAAAAAUGUUCUGGUGAAUUAUCUUUGGAAGAUUGGACGGCGAUUCUUCAAGGAAGAAUUGCACAGGUGAAUGAAAGUAUAGAAGAAGAGAUAGCGCCGUGGAAGACAAAGAAUAAACGAAAAGUCUUAGACAAACUACAAAAAUAUUUGGACAAGAUUAAAAACACCAGUACAGAUCCCCCAAGUUUAUUUGUCAUUCAGAAAUCGCAGUUUUUUCAUACAAUGAAAAAUCAAUAUGAACUAAUGAAGAAAGUGGAAACACAGAGAAAGACAAUGAAAGAUGACACCAGUGAAGUGGCAACAGUGGAAAAUGUGAAGAGUAUUGGAGCAAAUGAAAAGGCAAACAAGACUAAAGUAAAGAAUAAAACAAUAAAAACUUUGGAUGGCAUCCAGAAGAAACCCAUGUUGAAGAAACAAAUAAGGAAAAAAUCAACAAAAAACACUAAUAGAAUAAGACCAAAAAGUAAUGUAAAAGGAACGAAGAUCAUGAUGUCCUAAGAUGAAAUGUUUCUAUAAAUAAAACAAAACAGGUAUAAAACUUUUUAUAGAACUUGUUAUAUUUUGAUUGUGUUUUAAAAACUAUUUAUGCAUAAAACUAAACACUUUUUUCUAAAUUUAUUUUGUAUUUUUUGGUUUGUUACUCUAUUUUGUGCUGUAGCAUACAAACAUAUUUUUAGCAAAUAAAAGCAUGUAAAACAUGCAAGCAUAUUUUUACCAA